This is a messenger RNA of Cryptomeria japonica (Japanese cedar), 651 nucleotides long. RefSeq names its product rhicadhesin receptor-like. Bases 1 to 651 code for a protein of 216 amino acids. The record is from RefSeq and is a predicted model, not a curated record. The transcript has a single exon. Lineage: Eukaryota; Viridiplantae; Streptophyta; Pinopsida; Cupressales; Cupressaceae. Gene Ontology annotation, cellular component: cell wall. Gene Ontology annotation, molecular function: manganese ion binding.
AUGGCAUACUUUUGGGUUUCUCUACUUGUGGUUUUACUAGUGCCCACAAUAAGUGCAGAUCCAGAUACAUUGCAGGAUUUCUGCGUAGCAGACACUUCCUCUUCCACAAUUUUUAUGAAUGGUCUGCCUUGUAUAAACUCCAGCGAAGCUUCUGUAGAGCACUUUACUACAUCCAUUUUGAGCACCCAAGGAAACACAACAGGCAAUCCAUUCGGUGUGAGUGUGACUUCUACAAGAGCAGGAGUUCUCCCUGGCAUAAACACACUGGGGAUAAUAAUGGCUCGUGUAGAUUUUGCAGUGGGAGCAGUGCUUCCUCCUCACACACACCCACGAGCCUCUGAAAUAAUCUUCGUUUUGGAAGGGAAACUCAGAGUUGGGUUUGUGGACACCACCAACAAGCUUUUCUCUGCAGAUAUCAAAACCGGAGAUGUUUUUGUGUUUCCCAAGGCCCUCAUACACUUUGUUGAAAACAUGGGAAACAGCCCUGCCUCUGUCAUAGCGGCUCUUAACAGUCAAGCUCCUGGUAACUCUGUCAUUCCCUUGGCCACUUUUGCUUCCAAUCCGGCAAUUCCCAGCAAUGUUUUGGCCAAGUCAUUCCAGAUUAAUGAUUUGGAGGUGCAGACAAUCAGAAAGAACCUUGGUGGUAGCUGA